Molecule: messenger RNA, 1886 nt
Organism: Trifolium pratense (red clover)
Lineage: Eukaryota; Viridiplantae; Streptophyta; Magnoliopsida; Fabales; Fabaceae
Product: traB domain-containing protein
Exons: 7
Coding region: 272-1489 (405 amino acids)
Source: RefSeq, a predicted model, not a curated record
AUGGUACAUCAACGAUAAUAUUUGUAUAUUCUAUCUUUCUCAACAUCUUAUUUUAUCUCGAUCUCAUCUUUAUGACACAUAAAAUUUGGGGGUGUCCCCCAAACAUUUUUCUACAUAAAUAAAUAUAUAUGAGGCACAAAAGGAUUUCUCUAUUUUGUGUGAACAAAAUACUUAGUAAUCACUGCAUAAAGACCAAAAAAUGCAAAAAUAAUAAAGAUGAUUGGUUUUCAUCGGUUGAACGCUAGUGUCUAAAUUCACAGUCACAAAUUUCAUGUUAUUUCCUCUCACUUUUCACUUCAAUAUCUUUAUUCAUUCACCAUCCUUCAUUUCCAUGGAUUCUUCCAUCACCAAAUCAACCUUCCCAAUUUUCACCACCAACCCAUUUUUCCUCUCCAAAACGUCUUCUCUCAGACCCAUAAAAGUUUCCGUCAAACCUCCACCUCCAGACUUCAAUUACAAGCUAGAGAUUUCCAAAGAAUCAAGAGCUGUUAUUGCUGAAUCUUACCCUGAAUUGCUUGAUUUAGCUGACAAUGGGAGCUUGGUUUUGGUUCAGAAGAAGAGGUUUGGUCCUGUUCCUUCUUGGAGGACUGAAUUUGUUGAACCUGACUAUAUUUGGUUGAUUGGAACUACCCAUGUUUCCAAAGAAUCAGCUUUGGAGGUUGAGCGUGUUGUUAAGGCUGUCAAGCCUGAUAAUGUGGUUGUUGAGCUCUGCAGAAGCAGAGCUGGGAUCAUGUAUGCUGAUGAUGAUCAGCUUGACAAACAGUUAAGAUCUACUAUGUUUUCCUUGAGCGGGACUGGGUUUUUUGGAGCUAUUGGCCGUAGCAUAAACCUAGGUGGUCAAACUGCUUUAGCAUUGAGAUUACUUCUGGCUGCUUUUUCAUCAAAGAUCUCUUCAGAUACUAACCGCCCUUUUGGUGAUGAGUUCCGUGCUGCUCGAAAAGUAUCAGAAGAAAUUGGUGCACAAUUAGUUUUGGGAGAUAGGCCAAUUGAAAUAACACUUCAGAGAGCAUGGAAGGCUUUGAAUUGGACUCAGAAGUUGAGUUUAUUGAAAAUAGUUAUCCUUGGAAUAACAUCUUCAUCAGACAUUACUACAAAUAAGCUUGAGAAAGCAAGUUCAGAUGAUGGUACACUUCAGCUUUAUGAGCAACUCAGUUUUUCAUAUCCAUCUCUAUUGCCACCUCUUAUACAUGAACGCGAUACUUAUCUUGCAUGGUCUCUAAAGAGGAGCAAGGCUGUAAAUAACUGUAAAAGGGUGGUAGGUGUAAUUGGAAAAGGCCACAUGAAUGGUGUAAUAUAUGCACUGUUAGCUGAUACAGGGAAUUUGAGGUUUCGAGACCUUGCAGGGAAAAAUUCAUAUGAUGGAGGUUCUGGUGGCUGGCUUGAUGGUCUAGUCAAGAGUUUAGUGAGGGAUACGGUGAUCGGCAUUGUCUUAUGGGCCUUAUAUGAAUUGGUUAAGGGAGCUUCUUUUCCCAUCUUCCAUGAUUCUUAAAAACCACUCCAGUCGGAAAAAAAACACCAUUUUGUCUAGAUUUUUUCACGCAGAUGUGAGAAAAAAAUAGUUUUUUCUCCAUCCGGACUGGUAAAUUCUAAGGGGUGUGGUUUUUACGAAAUCAGUGGUGGGUAAAAAUAGUUCCCAUUGGUAAAUGGUGGAACAUAAUACAAGGCUAUUUAUAGGAAGAAAAGGGAUAAUUAUAAGAUUUAUUUUUGCAAGUUAUGUGUAAGUAAUACUUAGUAACUUAUCAUUGAUAUGUAAAGGUUUAUUUUAUCAAUUUGAACCUCUAGCCAGUGAAACGGAUACAGAUUACAUAUACCUUUUUCGAAUUCAAAUUGUAAAUACUAAUUCAUCUUAGUGCAAAAGAGAAGACUCCAGAUUCUCAAUUCUCAUA